Molecule: messenger RNA, 2006 nt
Organism: Haliotis rubra (blacklip abalone)
Lineage: Eukaryota; Metazoa; Mollusca; Gastropoda; Lepetellida; Haliotidae
Product: rhodopsin, GQ-coupled-like
Exons: 2
Coding region: 258-1403 (381 amino acids)
Biological process (GO): neuropeptide signaling pathway
Cellular component (GO): membrane
Molecular function (GO): neuropeptide receptor activity
Source: RefSeq, a predicted model, not a curated record
AUGACGAGCGAACACUUUAACCACUAGGCCACCCGACCGCUCGAGAGAACAAAAGGAGGAUGUGAAGGAAGACAUUUAGACCCAUUGGUCACGACUACCAGGAACUGUGUUAUCUAAACUACACAUACAUCCGCUCACAAAGCCUCAUCACCAUGAUCCGGUUCUAACGAAGCCUUGUCCCGCACAACAGAUAUCUACGUUCCCGACCUCAGGUCGUCUUUAUUGUAAGGUUAAAGGGCCCCGUGGACAUCCUCUUGAUGGAGGCAGAAACCGCCAUCAGCAACAUGACACCUUCUGAGCCUAACAUAUCAUCAACAACGUUAUGGACCAACGAGAACCCCGACUACUCGAUCUCAUCUAUGAACACGACACCACAGACAGUUGGAUCCUCCGAAUAUAUGUUUGAAAGACACGGUGCAGAGAUAAUAUUUCUUUUAUCCAUGUUCUUCUUCGCCAUAUUUGGUAACAUCCUUGUCAUCUACAUCUACCACUUCCGGUGGAGGCGUUCCAACUUCAGCCUGUUUAUUGAGGUGCUCGCAUUUCUGGAUCUCAUCAACGCAAGCAUUACCAUUCCCUUGUUCCUGGUGAUCACCUUUGACGAGAGUCGGGGCGAUUUCGCUCAGCUGUGUCAAGGGGCGUCCUUUGUAGCGAUUAUGACUGCUAUGGGAUCGGGGGUGAUUCUUGUUAUCAUUGCUUUUGAUAGAAAUCGUAAAAUAUGCAAACCUCUGAAGAGAGAAAUCAGCCUUAGUCUGACUCGCAGAUGCUGUCUCUUUGCCAUUUUCCUGGGCAUCUUAUUAGCAAUGCCAUCCAUCUUUAUAUACGGGGAAAAGGAUAUGCCUUUUGAGGUCAACGGAGUGAGACUAAAUAUCACACAGUGCUACUUUACAAAAAGCAGUGGCCCCCUAUUUUGGUCAUUCAUGUCGCUCCUUGGAUUUGUGUUCACAGUUGUCAUGUUUGCACUGGGUGUGUUGUAUGUGUCGAUGUACAGGGCACUGAGGGUGCAUCUAGCUCGCCGUGAAUCUCUGGGGAGCUCCAGACGCCCGUCCACCACCAGCUGUAAGCCGAACACCAUGAGAUCGCAGAAGACGUCGGCGAAAAUAUUUUUCGCGGUGACAGUUGCUUUUUUCAGCAGUUACUUCCCUUUCUUCAUCGCAGUGACAGUGUUCCUCUUCGGCUAUCAUGGCAGCGAUUUGUCGCCUGGCGUAAAGGCUGUCGCUGACAUCGCUAAGUUAUCUCCACUCAUGAGUAAUGCUAUCAACCCCAUCAUCUACAGCGUGUCUUCCCAACGUUUCAGGAAGGAGCUGGUCGAUGUGUUCCGAUGUGCAGCUCUGAAGCGAACACCAUCGCAACGUGCGCGACAGAUGGUGCAUAUCAAGACGCACACGUCAUCAACAGUAGACUGAGGUUAUCAACAAUGGGAGCAACAUGUGUGAAGUGCUACUGAGACUUUAGCUUAGACCGCAUUGUCAUCCAGGGCCCCAUUGCACAAAGCGAUCUUAACGCUAAUGCCGUCUUGCGUCUGUGUUAGAGUAUGUGAGUUACGAUCAUCGUUGAUCGCUUUGUACAUGAUAGUCCAGGCCCCGAUUUCUCGGAACAAAUUUAAGUUUUUUCUCAAAUUUUGACAAUUUUGAAACAGCUGAAUUUUUAACUCAACUGCAUUUUUCAAAUAAAACAUCAAAACAACUUAAGUAAUCUAUCCACAAAACUCAAAUUGACUUCUAUGUUUAAUAUCACGUUCAGUUCAUUCUGGGAAAUGCAGUUUCUCAAAUUUGAGUCAAAACUCAUACUUAAGUUUGUUUCGAGAAAUCAGGGCCAGAUCAAUUAAUAAACUUUCAGGACAAAAGGGAAAGCGCACCCCUGCACCCCAUCCCUCCCCCCACUUCCCCUCUCUGGAUCCGCCUAUGCCCAGAACCUGUGUCUUUGUAUAUAGUGAUAUUAAUAACUGUAUAUUAUAACUGCUUAAAAUGAAACAUUGAGGACUGAAUAAAUAAAAUUGAUGCUUUUCA